Striga asiatica is the source of this 714-nucleotide messenger RNA. Lineage: Eukaryota; Viridiplantae; Streptophyta; Magnoliopsida; Lamiales; Orobanchaceae. The record is from the annotation of a GenBank genome assembly.
AUGACCACUACACAUCUGUCUGUGCCUCUUGGAUGGCCCGUCUCUCAGCUUUCGUUGUCUUCUCCUUCAAUGGCUUUUAGCAGAACUCUGAUCCUUCGGCAUUUCAGCUUUUGGCCCUCCAUCUGUUUCAUUCACCAUCCGUUUAAACUCCAAAACCCCAUAUCAACACCCAAUUCUAAACCAAGAAAAAACAAGAAAUCUACACCUGGGGGCAGAUUUCGAAUAAUCUGCUUGGCCAUCGCCAUAUCAAAUCCGCCAGCUGGCAGCGAGCUGGCGAAUUUCCCGAAGCUCCCCUUGCGACUGAACCCUGGCGACGGCUGCUCCUCGGAAAAAUCGGCGGCAGCCGCGGGGGACAGAAACUCCGACGGGGGAAGAGAAGAAUCAGCGGUGCGGGAGCCGACGGGGAGGGGCGAGACGGACGGUGGGUGGGGGAAGUGGCGGGAGAGGUCGGCCGAGACGUGGCGCGGCGGCGGGAUCAUGACGGGAGACAGGGAGUUGCCGGCGGGGGACGCCGGCGGCGAGGAGGACGGCGGGGCAGGCAAGCCUGACUGGGUUCUGUCGGGAGGGGCGAAGAACCCGACCUGCCGGACCUUGGGGUCGAUGACAGUGCGGGGAACGCGGCGAGGGUCCAUGGGUUUAGGCACUCAAUAUUUUUCUUCUCGACUUCUGAUCUUUGUUGGGAUGAACAAAAUCUGCACCGUGCAUGUUAUUUGA